Solanum tuberosum (potato) is the source of this 837-nucleotide messenger RNA. Its product is annotated as pectin acetylesterase 7-like. Gene Ontology annotation, molecular function: pectin acetylesterase activity. Gene Ontology annotation, biological process: cell wall organization. The record is from RefSeq and is a predicted model, not a curated record. The transcript is spliced from 9 exons. Gene Ontology annotation, cellular component: plant-type cell wall. NCBI's taxonomy places the organism in Eukaryota, Viridiplantae, Streptophyta, Magnoliopsida, Solanales, Solanaceae. The coding region runs from base 1 to 837 and encodes 278 amino acids.
AUGACAACAUUUGUGUUGGCUUUGCUAGCAUUUCUAGCAGUAUUUUGUACAACUCAUGUUGUCAGCAAUAAACAUGAUUCUUUGUACGUUAAUAUCACAAUACUCCAAAGCGCAACUACCCAAGGUGCAGUAUGUCUUGAUGGAAGUCCACCAGCAUAUCAUCUGGAUAGGGGAUAUGGUACUGGACUUCGCCGCUGGAUUAUCUACUUGGAUGGAGGUAGUUGGUGCGAAAGUAUCCCAGAUUGCCUUGAUCGUUCAACUUCGUCCUUAGGUUCUUCCAACCAUAUGAAACAACGAGGUUUUUUCGCCGGUAUACUUCACAAUACUUCUAAACAAAAUCCAGAGUUUCACAAUUGGAACAGGGUGAGGGUGAAGUAUUGUGAUGGUUCAUCUUUCACUGGAGAUGUUGAACAAGUUCACUCUGAGCACAAGUUGUAUUUUAGAGGGGCAAGAAUAUUUAAGGCUAUUAUGGAAGAUUUAUGGAGGAAAGGAAUGAAAAGCGCUGAAAAUGCAAUUCUAUCGGGAACAUCAGCAGGAGGGUUGGCAACAAUCUUGAACUGCGACAAGUUUAAAUGCCUCCUUCCAGAGAGUGCUAAAGUAAAAUGUGUCGCGGAUGCUGCCUUCUUUAUCAAUAGCAAGACAAUCUAUGGUACUUCAUAUAUUCAAGAAAUGUAUCGAAAAAUUGUUAACCUACAUGGAUCAGCUAAGAAUUUGCCGUCAGCUUGCACGUAUGUAAUGGAGCCAAGUCUGUGCCUUUUCUCUCAGAAUGUUAUUCCAUACAUUCAGACUCCACUUUUCAUAAUCAAUUCAAUUUAUGAUUCCUGGCAGGUCAAGUAG